CGCAACGCGCACUUCGAAGAGCGCCUCUUCGAGGUCUCCACCUGCUCACAACGCGUGUGGGACCUCCUGAGCUGGGUCAAGCCCCGCCGCAUGACCUCCUCCGCGGGGAUGCGUCGCGCUGACGACUCGGUCAUCACCAUGGACACCGAUCUCGCCGAGGAGUUCGACCGCACUUUCCACAAGGCCGCCGACCGCCCCUGCGACCUCUCCAUCGUGGACGAGCUCCCGUCCGACCCCGCCCGGGACUGGCCGCCGUUCUCUGCCCUGGAGCUCACGGACGCCCUCGCCACCUGCAGCCCCAAGUCCGCGCCGGGCCCUGACCACCUCACGUGGAAGAUG
Molecule: messenger RNA, 339 nt
Organism: Epithele typhae
Lineage: Eukaryota; Fungi; Basidiomycota; Agaricomycetes; Polyporales; Epitheliaceae
Exons: 1
Source: RefSeq, a predicted model, not a curated record